Molecule: messenger RNA, 762 nt
Organism: Huiozyma naganishii CBS 8797
Lineage: Eukaryota; Fungi; Ascomycota; Saccharomycetes; Saccharomycetales; Saccharomycetaceae
Gene: CSI2
Product: Csi2p
Exons: 1
Coding region: 1-762 (253 amino acids)
Cellular component (GO): fungal-type vacuole; cellular bud neck
Source: RefSeq, a predicted model, not a curated record
AUGUCUGAACAGAAGCAGCAACAUCAUAGACACGACUCACGGUUUGCCCGCUACAGGCGUGAUAUGCCCAAGCUGGUGACCGCAAGAACGACGAGCAGCAGUAGUACAAGCACAUCCGCUACUUCGACGACUGAAAGUUCAACAUCAAGUAGUACACCGUCUAACAGCUCGAGUUCAUCUUCGGGCGCAAGCAUAACGGCAAGCUCGAGCAGCAGCAGCACCACGUCAUAUCACACCUCGUCAACUAGCUCGACGGCACCCUCCUCUAUUGCCAUCUUGAAUAAAGAGAAUACGCCGUACUUACAUAGGGACACACAGCUCAAUGGUACAGUCUACAUUGCGUUUGCCAGUUGUUUGGGGGCCCUUCUUCUAGUGAUCUUAAUACUGUGGAUAGUGAUGAAUUUAAGGGCCUGGCACAACGCCAAGAGGGAGAACAACAAGAGGGACAUCGAGAAAAUGUCGUACAAUCCAGUGGACACCGCCUCGUUAACAUCAAGUUCGAUUUCUAAUCUUUCAUACUCUGACAACGGGCAGGACGAGGAUCUGGACCUUGACAUGGACGAGAAGUACAGCAGCUUGUUCAUAUCGCCGACAGACCUGAUAAGAAACGGCAACAGCAACAAAGACAUGCGGCAUGGUAAGCAACAACCCGCGUUCGCUUUACCUUCAUCCAUAAAUAUCCCAUCAACGGCAACACCGUCUACGGAGAGGAAACUGUUCAGACCCGCAAGUGUGCAUCUAGACGAGUUGCUAGACCAAUGA